AUGUUCUUCUUCAUGGUCAGCCUGUACAGUCACCUUGUGGCCAGCAUCCCGGGGGUGUCAAUCCCGGCCAUGGCCAGCGGCCGGUCUGAGCGUCUGGCUUACAGCCGGCAGCGAGCCAUCUCCGGGUACCAGGCUGUCCGCCGGUCAUCGUGGGCCCUGCUUGGCGUAUCGCUCAUCCUGUCCAUGGUCAUCGUGGUGGCCUUCCUCCGCCUAAGCUUCCUCACACUCAAGGUGGCCAUCUGUUAA
Molecule: messenger RNA, 246 nt
Organism: Fonticula alba
Lineage: Eukaryota; Rotosphaerida; Fonticulaceae
Exons: 2
Coding region: 1-246 (81 amino acids)
Source: RefSeq, a predicted model, not a curated record